This is a messenger RNA of Fraxinus pennsylvanica, 321 nucleotides long. The record is from the annotation of a GenBank genome assembly. NCBI's taxonomy places the organism in Eukaryota, Viridiplantae, Streptophyta, Magnoliopsida, Lamiales, Oleaceae.
AUGAAAAAGGUGCUGCCUUUAGCCAAGAAGGCACUGGUGAGACUUCUGGGACAAGGAGAAAUGGAUGUCAAGAUUUCCAUGACAUCGCGCCUUACUGAGAUAAUGAGAAUAACAGCCCUUAAUGAGCCUUUAAAAGAUGAUAACAUGAAGAAAUAUUCUCAGUCGGCUGUGAUGGCAUUUGGAAAGUUGUCAUGCAUGGCUGGUGAUGGCUAUUUAAAGGCUCUCUCAAUGCUUAAUGUGUUUGCAGACGUGAAUUUAUGUGUGGUGAUGUGGGAUCUGGAGCUAGAUGCACUACUUGCGGAGUUGUUCCAGAAGUACUGA